AUAGGGUGUUUUCUGCAAAAGGAAUUUAUUCUAAUAUUUAUUCCAUGAUGAAUCAGACGGUCCGCGCUCCGCGGUGCUCGUAUAGCAGAUGGUGUUCGUCUUUUGCUUCUCAUCCGUCGAAGUCGUGGCGGAGGCCGCGUUUCUGCUGGGAUUUCCAUCACUUCCUGCCUUUUCCCCUUCCAUUUUUCGGCUGGUCAGAUCCUCUCCUCGGUGCAUUCUAAAUCCCCGUAACUCUUGAGAAGGUCCUUUUUCUUCUUCUUCUUCUUCUUCUUGAUUCUUGGAUUCGAAACCAGUCUCUUGACGUUCUUGGAAGGUAAUUGUGUUAUUUCGCGUCUUCAAUGAUACGAGCUCUGUGUCUUGGAUUCGUCGAGUUUUUGACAUUCGGUGUCAGGUUCUGAUGAAAUGGUGGUAUGGAAGAUGAGGAUUAUUGCAGAGAAUUCUUGAUUACACGAGAAUGUUUCGUGUGGCUUGGUUUGGAUUGAUUUAUUGGUUAGGGUUUCUGUGAUCUUGAGGAGACGGUUUUGGAAAUUUUGUGAAAGAUUGGACAUCGUUUUCUAUAUUCUGAAGAGGACGGUUUCGUCCUCUUCUGCGAAUUGGUACCGGGUUUCGGGUUCGUCAUCUGCUACUGCUGGAUGUAAUAAUUGGUGAUUAUGGUUUGAGUUUGAUGGUUGGUUUUUUAUUCUUCCUUCCAUCUUGUGAUUUUAGGUUGAUUUUUGGUUUGGUUUUGUGAAUACAUGGAAUUAUUUUCUUUUUCUUUCUUUAUAUGAUCAAUUGGAGAGAAACUGGUUUAUGAUCAAAUAGUACACUUGAAAUGCAUUUACAAGCUCUUUAGGUGCUAAAGUUAUAUUGUACUUCACAAGAUUGCGAUUAAGUAGUUAGCUGUGUUUGAGGCAGUAAAUGUCAAUUAAACAUUAUUAUAGAUAUGUGACAGGUCAGGGAAAUCUGAGUGUUGGGACCCCGGGAUUCAUUAUGUACCGAGUGGAAGACCCAAACGCUUGAAAGCACAAUGAACAUUCACAUCCUUGCUUUCUUCCUUCUUGCCACCUCCACCUCUCUCUUUCUUGUGUAUUUGCUUGUCUUCUCUCUCUUUUUCCCCUUAUUUUCAUUUUUUAUUUGGACAAUUUUUUAUGCUUAAAGAAAGCAUUUACUGUUUAUCUUUUGUUGGUUUCCUCAACUAGUUUAGUUGUGGUUUAGAGCAUUAUCUUUGAUGAAUACUUGACAAAUUGAUGAAAAUCAAAUUUUAUUUCGCUGACGUGAAAAGAAAAGGACUGACCCGUAUCACUUUGCAUUGGUGGUAAACUCAGGUUCAAGUUCAAUUGAUAUUUUAGGGUUGUCACAUAACAUCAUACACAAUUGGGAUCUUAUUUCCUAGAUUGACAAUAAAGUAGAAGAACGAAAUAAAUAAAAAUAAUAUUGCAAUAAUCAUCAUCUUGUAGGAAAGGAAAGACAUAAUGCACAAAGAAGGAAGAUUACUUUCCAGAAUCAUCAUCUUACAAGAAAGGAAGAAUAUCAUGCAUAAAAAAAUAAUAUUUUCCAAAACUAUGCUAGAAGCUUAUCUUCUAAAAAAAUAACUAGAUACAGUGUGUUGACUUGUCUUGAUGUGUUUUUUAUUUUCUUUCUUGUUAGUUACUUCCUGUUCUUCUUGUAUUUGUGGUCUGUAUAAAGAGGGCAAUAAUUGUAAUGAGAUCAUUAGUCUUUGGAUGCCACGUGAGUGGUGAGAGGGCAUGGUUUCUCUAUCAGUCGGAGGACUUGGAGUGAGUCUAAGACUAUGCUUUGCUUUCCUCUGCUCUCUGAAGCCAACCUGCAAUGAAGACACGUUGAUUGAACUUGCAACGUCUCUUAAAGCUCUCCUCCUUGACCAUCUUGUGGAAUUGAAGAUGUCUUGUGAGGAUAAAGCAAUGGCCAGUCGAAGUCCUUCACCGAAAGUUACAAUGACAGGGAUAUCAAGCUCGAGUGGCAUCAUCUCCAUUAAUUCAGACAGAGAACCAACUCAAGCACUUGACCAGCAAAUUGGGGUCUCGCAUGGACAUGUGGCUAUCCUUUGGGACAUUGAGAACUGUCCGGUUCCAAGUGAUGUCCGGCCCGAAGAUGUUGCUGGUAACAUAAGAAUCGCUCUACGAGUGCAUCCUUUCAUUAGGGGAGUUGUUACAGUGUUCUCUGCUUAUGGGGAUUUUAAUGCUUUCCCCAGACGAUUGAGGGAGGGCUGCCAGAGAACUGGAGUUAAACUAGUAGACAUCCCAAACACUAGAAAAGAUGCUGCCGACAAGGCUAUCUUGGUUGAUAUGUUUCUUUUUGCUCUAGAUAACCAACCACCCUCGUCAAUCAUGCUGAUAUCUGGCGACAUAGACUUUGCUCCUGCUUUGCAUAUUCUUGGUCAGCGUGGAUACACCAUAAUCCUUGUCAUCCCUUCAGGAGUCGGUGUUUCUUCGGCUCUCAGAAAUGCAGGACAGUUUGUAUGGGACUGGCCUUGUGUAGUCCGUGGUGAAGGUUUUGUGCCUCCAAAGACUUUUCCCCAUGGCUACAUCAUGAAUUUCAGGAAUGAGGAUAACCCUGACAUGGAAAAUGGAGAAGAGACCAUUGUUUAUCAAGGACUCUCGAUAAGCGAAGAUCCCACUUGGGGUAACUUUAACCAAGCAUAUAGCUGUAUGCCUUCACAAGUAUCUAGAGAACGUAGUGGAGCUUCUCAAUCAUCAGAGCACAAUAUCAAUAACUCAGCAGCUGGGUCUUGUUUUACUUCUUCAAGAUGUGAAUGUCUUCCAUCUGUUCAAGUACAUCAGAAUUCUUCCCUGGAUCAGGACUGGUGGGUUCAACCAGGAGAUCUUCAGGGUUUAAAGGGCCAGAUAGUAAGGCUGCUUGAGAUGUCUGGUGGGAGUUUGCCUCUCGUACGUGUUCCUUCAGAGUAUCUCAAGGUAUUUAGGAGGCCGCUCUAUGUGUCAGAGUACGGAGCUUACAAACUGGUGAAUCUCUUUCAGAAAAUGGCUGAUGCACUAUUUGUAGUCGGGAAGGGGCAUAGAAAGCUGUUGUGUCUUCACAAUUCUGCUGGUAGACAUAUAAAAAAGUGCCUGGGUAGUCCAUCUAUCGUGAUGACAAAUGAAAAGGGAAAGAGGGUUCCGGAAGAGAGCAUCGAUAUCAGCACCUGUCCACAAUUAGGUAGCUUCUCUGAUGAAUCCUUGGAAGAUGAGAAGAAUGAUGAUUUUUUUCUAGGUUCAACCUAUGAUUUUGAGGACCAGCUUACAAAUAUCAGACAGGAAACGCAAGAGCUUCUUGUUUGUUACUCCUGUCCAAUUCCCCUCGGUGCUUUUGCAGCUCUCUAUGAGCAGCGUUACAAGAAAGUCCUCGACUACCAGAGCUUUGGAGUGGAUUGUCUAGAACAAUUGAUUGAGAAGAUGAGAGAUGUUGUGAAGUUGCAUGAGGAUCGGGAUAGCAAGAAAAAGUUUCUUGUAUCCAGUUUCUUAAGCAGAUAAGUUAACUUGAAAGUUUGACUUACCAGAGAACAAAUGAUAGGUUGAAAAAUGUCGUGAAGUUGUAGGAGGAUCAGCAAAGCAAGAGGGAGUUUCCUGUAUCCAAAAUUUUUAUGUGGAUAAGGUCAUUUCUAGUGGCCAAUUCGUCACUGCUAUGUUCUCUACUUCAUAAUCAGCAAGUCAAAUAUUAUGUUGUGCAGUAGUAUGCGUCUGGUGCCAACAAUGACACCUAUUUUUUUCCAAGUGUCAGUAAAGCAUGUCCAAAGGCACAAGCUGCACUUUAUGUACUUUAUGAUGUUAGCAAAUGAGAUGCCAAAUGGAACUCUACAUUUUCAAAAGUGGAGAAUUGACUUUAUUUUC
This is a messenger RNA of Musa acuminata AAA Group (dessert banana), 3821 nucleotides long. RefSeq lists its product as uncharacterized. The transcript is spliced from 2 exons. Lineage: Eukaryota; Viridiplantae; Streptophyta; Magnoliopsida; Zingiberales; Musaceae. Gene Ontology annotation, biological process: regulation of gene expression. Gene Ontology annotation, molecular function: RNA nuclease activity. Gene Ontology annotation, cellular component: peroxisome. The record is from RefSeq and is a predicted model, not a curated record. The coding region runs from base 1725 to 3464 and encodes 579 amino acids.